AUGGAAGAAGCUUGGUUGAUUAUGGAGGAUUUCAACACUAUCCUAACAAAUGAAGAUAGGGUACAUGGAAGUGAGGUGCAAGACGAUGAAACUGCAAAUUUCAGAGGUUUCAUGGAUGAUUGCAACUUGACAGAAAUGCCAAUAAUUGAUCACUCCCCACUUGGUAUUGAAUUUGAAGUACUAGCUGACACUACAAAGAAGCCUUUCAAAUUCUACAACUGUAUUGCAGAGGAUCCCGAGUUUACAAGAAUUGUUCAAGAGAACUGGUGCCUGUAUAAUGGGAAAAUGACAAUUAUAUGGCAAAAUCUGGAAGAAGUCAGAAAGAAGUUAAAGCAGUUGAACAAAAAGAAAUUUGCAGGGGUAACAAAAAAGAUUCAUAGUCUCAGACAAAGCCUAAAACAUAUACAAGGACAGAUGAUGAGUACAAAUCAGAAUGCAGAACUGUUUGAGGAAGAAAAGAAUGGAAGAAAAGCACAAAACCAGAUAUGGAUGCUCAAAUCAGUGAAUGAGGAGACUAUUAAAAGACCCGAGGACAUUCAUGCAGAGAUUAGUGGGUUCUAUCAAAAAUUACUUAGAUCUGCAGCUGAUACUCUACCUGCCAUACAUCCAGGAAUAAUUAAAAAAGGGCCAAUGCUAAGUAGAUCACAUCAAUUGCAACUCAUAAAGCCUUUUACAAAGGAAGAUGUGGUACUAGCUCUGAAGGGAAUAGAUGACUUGAAGGCCCCAGGGGGAGAUGGUUUCAAUGCUUACAUUUUUAAGAAUAAGAAAGCAUUUUACAAAGGAAGAUGUGGUACUAGCUCUGAAGGGAAUAGAUGA
This is a messenger RNA of Nicotiana tabacum (common tobacco), 816 nucleotides long. The record is from RefSeq and is a predicted model, not a curated record. Lineage: Eukaryota; Viridiplantae; Streptophyta; Magnoliopsida; Solanales; Solanaceae.